AUGAAUGGAUACGAUGGGUACGAUGGAGGCUAUGGCGGCAACGCCAUGGGUCAGGGGGAUUCGAAUGGUGGAGACAUGAUGAUGAUGGGACAAGAAAGUAUGGGCGGCGGCAUGGUUGGAGGGCAGUCGCUGGAGGACAUUGUGAACCAGAAUGCCAAAGCCAUGAGGAGACAGAGCAGGCCACAACAGUACGGUGGAUCGUCCAAUAAUAUGGAUCCGAACAUGAGGAGGGUUCCCAUGAUGGACUACAAUGCGUCGUCUGCGAGUCCCAUGGGCAACUACCAAUUCGACCCCAAUGCUGUCAUGCAUCAAGAGAGCAUGAUGGGGAACGUCGGGACACCUGCGCAGCAAGAUGCUCAGGCUCAGAAUCACAGCCGGCGCCAGUCACGGGACAACCUCGCACUCAACACGACGUUCGCGGACACCGCAGCUGGGUACCCUACCAUGAUGAAUCCACAUUCUGCGUACCAGUCGCCUGCGCAUCCACAGAGUGGGAUGGACAUGGGGAUGGCCAGCCCAUAUGUCGACCAAGGCGUCAACAUGCAGAUGGACUUUAACGUCGAGCAGAAUGUUGCUCACUCGACUCCAAGUGAUGUUCCGCAGAUGAAUCUGUUCAAUCAACCUCGCUUCAGCCAGACCAUGGCGACCUCGCCAAUGCAUACCGGGGGCUCACAGGCUUCUCCUCAGCCCACGCAAAGGCCGGCUCAGAAUGUACGCACCGGCAGCGGCAUGAGCUCGCACUACAGUGGUCUGCCGAAUAGCACACGUGCGACACCUGGGCACCUCUCCAGAAGCCACAGCCUCCAGAUUCCGAGCAUGGCCAGUCCGGCGCAAGGCAAUGAUGUCUCGCCAAUGUCGCAACCGGUGUCUGCGCCGGGCGAAAGCUCUUCCAACAUGAACUUCCCUGGACAGCCGCAACAUCCCGUUCCCGGCUCGCGUCAAGAUAUGGGCAUGGGAGACAGCACGAAUGUGUAUGAUGGCGUCAACGGACCGGUGCCUCUCAGCCGCACUCAGCCGAAUCCUAACAAUCAGGGCUUCAAGUGGGAGACACCUGAGGGAGGCUGGCCUUCCACGAUGGCAGGUCGUUCGCACAUGCAGACAUCGUACAAGAAUGCCUAUUCUUCGACGGGCUUCGACAUGCUUGGUGUUUUGAUGCGUGUCGCAACGCGACCGAACCCCGAGAUUGGUAUCGGUGCUGUAGACCUGUCGUGCGCGUUUGUCGUGUGCGAUGCCGAGAAGGAUGACUUCCCCAUCGUAUACUGCUCCGAUAACUUCGAGCGUUUGACCGGCUACACCAAGCAUAUGAUUCUUGGUCGGAACUGUCGCUUCCUCCAGUCGCCCGACGGCAAUGUGGAGUCCGGCGUCAGGCGCAAGUACGUCGACGACGAUUCAGUCUUGUAUCUGAAAAACAUGAUCUCGCUCCGACGCGAAGCACAGAUAUCGCUCAUCAACUAUCGGCGGGGCGGCCAGCCUUUUAUGAACCUGCUCACCAUGAUUCCAAUCACCUGGGACACAGACCAGGUCAAGUUCUUUGUGGGAUUCCAGGUCGAUCUGGUGGAGCAGCCCAAUGCGGUUACCAACAAAACCCCCGAUGGAUCGUAUUCGAUCAAUUACCAGCGGGGCAUGACGAUGCCUCGCUAUGUCAUGCAUGCGCCCGAAACGAACCAAAAGGCCGAUCUGGGCCUGACGGUACCACGCGACGACGUCUCGGCGAUUCUUGCGACUUACGGCAAUGGCGAGUCGGAGUAUGCGAAGCGUGUGUGGGAUAAGGUGUUGCUCGAAAACACCGACGAUGUCGUCCAUGUGCUGUCUCUCAAGGGCCUCUUUCAGUGGGUGUCGCCUUCCGCCGCGCGGGUUUUGGAAUACGAUGCGAGUGAGAUCAUUGGCACCGCGUUGAGCUCCCUCUGCCAUCCGAGUGACAUUGUGCCUGUGACACGAGAGCUGAAGGAUACGUCGACCGGCGCCACCGUCAACGUUGUGUUCCGGAUACGACGGAAAACGAGUGGCUACAUGUGGUUUGAAGGACAUGGAUCGCUUCACACCGAGCAAGGCAAAGGUCGAAAGUCGAUUAUUUUGACCGGUCGCGAGAGGCCUGUCUACACGCUGAGCAAGACCGACAUUGCUAAUGCCGGCGGCAUCGGUGAGAACGAUUUCUGGUCAAAGAUGUCUACUUCCGGCAUGUUUUUGUUCAUCUCAUCCAACGUGCGACAACUACUCGACAGGCAGCCCGACGAACUUAUCAUGGUCAGCAUCCAGUCCAUGAUGCGCGCAGAGUCUAAAGCCGACUUUGCACGAAUACUGGAGCAUGCUCGGUCCGGGAAGAAGGCUUCAGUCAAGCAUGAGCUCAUCAACAGGAGAGGUCAGGUGCUUUCAGCUUAUACCACUUUGUAUCCUGGCGAUGCAACAGAGGGGCAGAAGCCUACCUUCAUCGUCGCGCAAACACGCCUCUUCAAGUUCACGCGCAACAACCCACCCACUGCACGACCACCGAUGUACCUCAAGAACGAGCACGCCUCGGAUGACUCAAUGACCCCUUCAGCAGUCUCUACACAAGAUCAAAGCACAAACUCGCGCAUACAACCGCCGGGUGGACCUCUCCGGUACCGAACAACCGACGGUUCUGCCGCCACCUACGCUGGCCAGGACGGACUUCCCAUCGGCCACCAAGACGAGUCGCUGGCGUCGGAAGAUAACCUCUUCGACGAGCUCAAGACGACAAAGUCCAGCUCGUGGCAGUACGAGAUCCGGCAGCUGGAGAAGAAGAAUCGCAUUUUAGCAGAGGAAGUGCAAUCGCUCAUCGCGGCCAAGAAGAAGCGGAAGCGGAGAAAGGGCAAAGACCAGCAGAAGGACUGCGCCAAUUGCCACACGCGCACCACGCCGGAGUGGCGAAGAGGACCCAGUGGGCAGCGGGAUCUGUGCAAUAGCUGUGGGCUGCGGUGGGCCAAACUCAACGGCCGCGUCUCCCCCCGCACCUCCUCCCAACACUCCGUCCACUCCGCCGCCUCGGACAAAGCCUCCAAAGCCUCCGCCUCGCCUCGCCACACCUCCAGCACCACGCCGGUCAUCAAGACCGAGUCGCCCUCCCAAGCACACCCGCAAGCGCCUUUCCCCGCCAACGCUGCUGCUGCGGCGAGUAUCGAGCACCAUCGCGAGUCGCCGCGGGCAGUCAAGCCUCCUGAAGGGCACGGGGCGAAUAUGGAGGGCGCGGUGGGAGUGCCGGAGGUGAUUGAUGAGGGGGUUGAGGAGCCGGAUUGA
Molecule: messenger RNA, 3255 nt
Organism: Saxophila tyrrhenica
Lineage: Eukaryota; Fungi; Ascomycota; Dothideomycetes; Mycosphaerellales; Extremaceae
Exons: 4
Coding region: 1-3255 (1084 amino acids)
Biological process (GO): regulation of DNA-templated transcription
Cellular component (GO): nucleus
Molecular function (GO): sequence-specific DNA binding; zinc ion binding; protein binding
Source: RefSeq, a predicted model, not a curated record